AUGGUUCAAAUGCUGCUCCUUGGUAUUUGUGUUAGCCUCUUCCUUCCUCCUGGAGGUAAGUUCCCUUCCCCAGUGCUGGGAGACAGUUUUUCAGAUGGAAGCAAUAAACCUUUGAUUACCAGUUGUUGGCAAUCACAAGUGAAGAAAGUGCUGUGGAGCAUCUGGUCAGGCACUGUGAGAAGAGGAUGCUGAACUCAAUGGGCCACUCUCCUGAUCCAGCAGAGCUCUUCUGAGGUUCUUCUACAUAAAUUACACUUGAGGUUCAAGGUUGGUAUUUUGGAGUCUGAGAGGGACUCAGAGGCAAUAUGUCUCCAAAUAGCAGGGGAUUCACCAGUGGCUGAAGUGCUACUGAGCUCACAUGCUACUUGUGAACUUCCCAAAGGGAUCUGUUGGGCCUCUGUGAGAACAGGGUGUUGGACCAGCUGGGCCAUUGGCCUGAACUAACAGGCUCUUCUUGUGUUCUUAUACAUUGAUUACCCAUUUAUUAUCACCUGAGUUUCAAGACUGGUUUUCUGAUAACCUUGAGGUUCUCCCUUUUGAUGCAGAUGCAUUGACAUGUCGACUUUGCAUGUCCCCAUCUGAAGGGAGUCCAUGUCGCCCUUUUUCAGCUACAUGCUCAGCAAAACCUAAAACACAAGUGUGCCAUGCCUACACAGUGACCAAAGGUAAGAGUUCUACAUUUCCCCAUUGCAUAUAAUUAUGAAGGGUAGUAUAAUAUAUCACAGAAAUACCUUUAUAAGGAAACCUAUGUUGCUAUACUAACAUGGCAAUCAGGGACAUGAUGCUGGCCAUGAAAAUUUCAUCAAUAUUUCUUGCUGCAGAAAUUCCAUAUUAUUACAGUCCUUUCUCUUUUUGAAGUUUUUUCCCCUCUGGUGGAAACCGUAAGUAUGUCUAACGUCCUGCAUUCCAGAAGAGCCCCCAUGGCCUAAAGCAAAGAUGGAGAAAAGAUGAAGCUCCAGAUUUGUUGUACUAGAGUUCCUAUUGGCCUUUGCAAUUGACCAAGCUGGCUGGGGCUGGUGGGAGCUGGAGUCUACAACAAGUUGACCAUUCCUAAACUCAAGGAUAGGCACAAAACUGAGCAAUGAUCCAUUAUUGGGCACUAGCUAAGAGCAACUCCUGAGUGUUCUUCAGAUCACCCUCUACCUGAUCUAUUUUAACUGGAGACCUUCCGUAUGCAAACCAUUUGCUCUGCAUGCUUGUUCAUCAUACUGGUGUGCAGUGCAGCUUUCCCCACAAAAAUAGUCCGGGAGCACAGCCCUGUCCCUCCUGCUUACGUGUACGAGCUGGAGAGGCAGGGCUGUGAGGGGAUGGGCAGAGCAGACGUGCAGGGAAGAAGCCUCCCUGCAUGUCAGCUCUGCAAGCCGCAACUGUCCCUCCUGCAUGCAGCCUUGCCUCUCUGACAGGCGCAUGCGAGCCACAGGUACAGAGCGGCUUGCAGAGUGACGCUCAGGGUGGCUUCUUCCUGCGCAUCAGCUGUUAGCCAGGAAGCUGAAAAGCCUCAUCAAAGCCCCGCUGCACCUCCAGCUCAUGAAAAAACCCUUUUCAGAGCCCACAGAGGAUGUCCCCUUUGUGCUCCAAGGACAGUCUUCUCAUGAGUCAGAGGUAAUAUGGGCCCAGAGGUGUUACUGCUGAAAAAAGCCCUGCCAGUGUGCCAACUGAUUCACAACUGUGGCACAACCUGGAUCCUGUAAUUAGCAUGGCUGAUAGUUUCACCACACUCACAAGUGGGGAGAAUGAAAACCCAGGAGAGGACUUCAUUUGUUGUAAACUGUAGAUGUGAGGUGUAGUAGCCUCGGUGUCCAGAGAGCAUAAAUAUAAAUGUCUUCUCCUUUUCUCUCUCUACUUUCAUUCUGCCUGUCACCAUAAUAGAUGGGAAAGUUCAGCAGAAAAUUCUAGGCUGCAAGCCAAAGAAAUCUGUAGUUUGCAACACCAGCACCAAUACUGAUGGAACUGAGGCUCGACAUAUCUGCUGUGAUGACAGAGACUUCUGCAAUGAGGAUCUGUAG
Messenger RNA from Podarcis lilfordi (Lilford's wall lizard), 2006 nucleotides. The record is from the annotation of a GenBank genome assembly. Lineage: Eukaryota; Metazoa; Chordata; Lepidosauria; Squamata; Lacertidae.